Molecule: messenger RNA, 7675 nt
Organism: Sabethes cyaneus
Lineage: Eukaryota; Metazoa; Arthropoda; Insecta; Diptera; Culicidae
Product: DENN domain-containing protein 1C
Exons: 9
Coding region: 612-3365 (917 amino acids)
Biological process (GO): endocytic recycling; endocytosis
Cellular component (GO): cytosol; intracellular membrane-bounded organelle
Molecular function (GO): guanyl-nucleotide exchange factor activity; phosphatidylinositol phosphate binding
Source: RefSeq, a predicted model, not a curated record
CGCACACAGUACAGUCGUCGUUUGCUUCGUUCGGUAGAAAAAUCGCUUCCUUUCGUAGUAGUGCCGUGUACUGUAGAGUGUAACAUAGUAAUUACGUUUGCUGGAGUAGUAUUAGAAAGGGGGAGUGUGUAAAAUUUCAUUGCGAAAAAACGUCCUCUAAUGCAAUCUUCAUUUAGGUUUAAUUUGUAUCUUUGUCGUCUUUAUCGCGAGCUAGUGCUUCCGUUUCAAAUAUGAAGAAAUAUGGUAAACGAUUAGUUUGCUACUAAAAGUUUAGAAUUUCUAUUUAUGGUGUCUUGAGAAUCUUAUGGUCAUUGUUUGAUGUGAGCUGUGUGGAAGAAAAAGUGCUGCACAGAAAAGUGACUCGUGAUUCAGCCAGAAGGAAAAGAUCGAAAUGGACGGUCUUUAGUGUACAGAAGAUAGAUAAAACUGGAAGCAGUUUCCAGUUUAUAGGCUGACCGGUGGUGUGGCGAUAUCGCGUUCUACGCGAAAAUAUUGCAAGUGGUCAACGCCCCAUCGGAGGUGUUUUUCUGAAGACAAAUCCUACUCCCACCACUAAGCAGCAACUCGGCGGUCGGUUCGGUGGUCACUCCAGUACCAGUGGAAUAAGUGUCAUGAACUCCCGAAUAAAGGAGGAUGUCAGCCGCCUGUUCGAGUACUGGUGUGAAAUCGCUCCCGGAACUGCGACGUCGCCGUCGGCGACAUCGCCAUCCCCUGCGAGUCCGGCCGCUGCAGGAGACAAGAGUCCGGGAUACAUUGUGCAAAGCUUUCCGGAAUCAUUCAAGGAUACCAAGGUGAUAGCUGAUAUUCCGGCGUUUGCAUUUCCGUGCUCCUUCGAGAGGCGGACCAUCCAGGUGCAUUCGUUCGUACUGACCAACAUCGACUCCAAGUGGCGAUUUGGAUUCUGCAGGCAUGAUCCGAAAUCGCCCACGGCGAUGGUCAUCGUCACCUAUCUGCCGUGGCAUGACACCUUCAUCCGCUUUCUGAACGUGCUGGCAGAGGUGCGAAAAAACUCUCAGAGUGAGUUCGAGUCAUUCCUGGCGGAAGCCUACAACAAGGGCGUGCCCGAGCCGGGCGGGUGCCUGAAGCUGCAGUAUGACCGACCGGUCCAAACGUUUAGCUUCCAGCGACCGCAGCAGUUUCUGCUUCCCAGUAUACCGGAAAAUCAUAAUCUAAACUUGUACUACAAUUUCGUGGAGCCGAAAUUCAUGAUCGGAGUGUUCGCCGCGAUGCUGGCAGAGCGGCGAAUAAUCUUUGUGUCCCGCCGGUUGGACAUCCUGUCGUCGUGCAUCCAGGCGGCGAACGCCUUCCUGUAUCCGAUGGUGUGGCAGCACAUCUUCAUCCCGGUGCUGCCGAUGAAGAUGAAGGACAUCCUCGGGGCGCCGAUGCCGUUUCUGAUUGGCGUACCGGAGGCCGUGUUUGACUCGUUGCGCCGCGAGGAGAUCGGUGACGUCGUCAUACUGAACUGUGAUAAACGAACGCUGGAAACACCGUUCGACGAUGUGAAAAAUAUGCCACCGGAACUGGUCGCCUCGCUCAAGAAACACCUGGCCAACUCGGCCGAGCAUCGGGGUGAUCGGGUGUCAAAGAUAUUUUUAGGUAUAUUAGUGCAAUUAAUUGGCGGGUACCGGGAUGCGGUAAAGUUCAACGAUAAGAUUACCUUCGAUCCGGAAACGUUUAUCGAUACCCGACCAUCGCAUCUGAGGCCAUUUCUAGCGAACAUGCUGCAGUUGCAGAUAUUUCAGCAGUUCAUUGAAGAGCGGCUGGAUAUGCUGAACACCGGACAGGGCUUUUCCGAUGAAUUUGAAGUGGAAUGUUUUCGAUACGCGGAAAAAUCCGGCCGGAAGGUUAAGCAAUACAAAGAUUUGCUGAAGAAUUUCAAGGAUAAGACCAACCCGGCCGUUCGAUCCGCUGUUAAAUCGGUGAAGGAAGGUGGUAAGGGAGUCAAAACAGCCUACAAAGGACUGCGAUCGAAAUUUCGCGAAACCACACCUCCCAAAUCGAAACUGGACAGUAGCAUGAACUCGCACGUAUCGCAGUACGAUAUCGGUCAUCAGUCUGCUCCCAAUUCACCCGUUUUCAACAAACGACCCCAGACAAUCGCCCUUCCGGACGAUUCCUAUCACAGUCACGCGCAAAUGUUGACCCCUUCCAGCACCUCUCUAUACAACUCACCGCACAUCAUGAUGAACAAUAGUGGCCAUAACAACUACAACACGAUCACCGGAUGCGGUACGGGCUCGAUGAUGAACAACAACUUCAGCAGCAGCAGUAGCAACAACAACCAUCACGGUCAUCACUACAACACCAGCAGCAGCAGCGACGUACGAAGUCCCUCGCUCAGCCUGAGUCCAACCAGCUCGAACUCCUCAUCGGAAAUGAAUCUGCUGCAGGAGUUGCAGCAUUUGGCGCUGUUCAAAUCGCCGGCGGUGAACCGAAAUUCUAACAACGAUGUGGCUGACGCUAACGCUCUUGUCACUACCGCUACUACAUCAUCCAUAUCCCCUGUGCCCAGAACGGGAGCCCUUCCCAUCAAGCCCCCGUCUCCGUUCGGCAACACAGAACCAGACCAGACAUCCACCACAGACCUGAUCAACCUGGACACCACAAAUUCAAGCUUUGAGCUAGAAGAUUUCGAUCCGCUAAACGAUAACGCUAAGCCAAUGCCGGCAGCCGGCGCAGCAGUACUAAAUUCCCGUGGACUAACCGCACCCGUUACGGUUACGGCUUUCGGCCGUUCCCCACCGAUCCCGGCCCCGGCCCCGGCUGGCGGUCUCGGUUUCGAUAAUCCCAUUUAUCCUUACUUUACACCAACGCAUCUUCACGGUACCACCAAAUCGGCAACGUCGUCACCGUUAUCCUCAUCGUUCAAUGUCAACACCCUAGCGCCGCAAAACUAUCACCACGCACACCAUCAGCACUCACUAUCGCAGGGAAAUUUCACCACCACGGCACGGACUGGUCCUGCUGGUAGCGGUUCCACUAAGCUCAUCACCAAUAAUAGCGCACAAGACGAUUUCGAACUGCUACGAAACUACGGUCUAGAUAGGUUCGGCUCGCUCCUAGAUAGCGCUAGUAACGGCAAAGAGAAACCACAACGGAAACAACAACAUCACAUGGCAAGUCUUCUCAGCAACUCGGCAGUUCAUCAUCAACAACAGGGAAACGUAAACACUAACGGUAGUAGUCAUCAUAGUAGUAUUAGUAGUAGCAACAAUAGCAGUAAUAGUGGAUUCAAUAAGUUAGGCACUGUAAACAACUUCGUUAAUGGUCGCGCCAGCAAUACCAGCAGUAGUAGCGCUAGCACCGGCGGCAGCGGCGCCGGCGGCAGUACCAGAGCGUUCAACAAUUGGACCACCUUUGACUGAUUGGUUUCGCCCAGCUCUAAGGGAUAGUAUUUUCUUCAGCGUUUAGUUUGUCGUGCUAAAGGUCAACAACUGCAGUGUUCUUUUUUGUUAUGACGGUUAUUUGUUUUCUUUUGUUUGUUUUUUUUUCCUAUGGUGUGAUUUUUCUCCAUUUCCCAAGUAUGCUAAACGAAAACAGGUUAAGUUGUUAAAUAAUUUAUCUAGAAUGUAGACGGUUAGUAAUUUAUAUCGGAUUGGAACAAUACAUAGUACUGUAUGUAGGAACAGAGGAAAAAUUGUACAGCAUCUGCCGGGAUAAUCACCUUCGCUGGCAGAAGAAGGCUAUUAUACAUUUUUUUCUUUUUGAAUAAAUGACUACCAAACUAAACGUUUAGUUUUAAGCAGAAAUACAGAAAUAAAAAUGCUUGUCACGUGUUCUAAUCAUACAGUAAAUAGUGAUCGGAAUGAACCGUAGAAAGAUUUUAACGGAUAUUAGCAGAGCGCAAAUAACGGUUCGUGUUUGUUUAGAGAAGCAAUGUUGAGAACAGACGAAUAGAAACUAAAAGAUAACAGAUACAUAUUUAUGAAGUUAGCAAAAAAAAAGAAGGUAAAAAGGCAAAUUUUUAAAAGAAAUUGAAACUUAUAUAUAGACAUUAUUGGACUCUAGUGUUGAUAACGUUGUUGAGUAACUUUUUAAAAGCAGAUAUUAAGAGAGAAGAAAGGAAAAAAAAAAGAAUCGAAAGCAUAUUGUGAAUGAGCAAACUCGGUAUACAUGACACAUCUUAAUCGGUUAAAUAGAGGUGCCACUCUAUUUCAGUUUCGAUCUUCGGUUCAAAUUAAGUAUCGAAUGUGAACGGCUUGUAGUGGUUCGAUCGGUAUAGCAGAAAUAUCGCAUAAUUGUGCCAUUGUAAAAGGAUUUUCCAUCCUGAUAAACCUUAUAUCUCCCCGUUCAUCGCUAGCCUCGAAGAAAACAACAACGUCUUGGACAUUCUCUUCUCGCUGAUCGUCAGCCACGAAAAUAUACCAAAAGCAAAGCCUUAGAUAUAACCAUCUUUAGACAUUUCCCUUUUUUCUCGACAGACUUCGCAGCCAGUUAUUAGAGUACAGGACAAUUACAGGGCUAGUGCAACGAUAAUACUGACGGCCGGCUUCGAUUGGCCCUUCCGCAUAAAUAUAUCUAUUUUGGCCAAGUUCUGCUUCACCAUUUAGCCGACUGCUCCGACCUCCCGACCCAAGGCGCAGAGCGAUGAGGCCAUGUUGCUCUCGGUCUUCCUCUUCUGUUUUUGAUGCAUUUUUCGGUCGCACAGCACUGUCGAGCGGUCGAAACCAGGCUUCUGUUCUACACUUUCGCCUCUCUCCGCAAGAAAGAAAAUCUUGUGAAUACCGGAUCGGCUACAUCACGUUUUCCAACUUCUUCGCUCCGGGGUGGAACUGGCAGUAUGAACAAAGCAUUGAGCGUAGUUGCUUGACUGUUAUGUUAUGCACAUUUAUGCUGAUUCUAGUUUUGGCUGCUCUUUUGCAAGGCAUUCUGACUACGUAUCCAGUCAGAUGCAACCUAAAUUAACGUUCACUUAGUUACUAAUGAGGUACUAGCAUUGUAGCACCGUAACUACAAAAGAUACAGCAAAACUUCAUUUAGCAAAAUUGUAGAUAAUAACUAGUUCUACAAAUGUUUCUUACAUAACUUUGUCAAAUUUUGCUCGGCUGAGACGGUACUGUCAAAUGAAUAUUCGUCGAGUCGAAGUGAUCGAACCAUCCCUGCCCGAAUGAAAUUUACACUGACUUAAAGGCAGCAUUUGAUCGUAUCGACCACGGAAUUCUGCUGCCUAAGCUCUCUAUCUCUGGUAUCUCUGCUGGUUUAAGCUUGAUUUCUAUUUGUAAGACCACAGCAUAUCAGUUAAAUUGGAUGUGUCUCUACCAUGGUUUUACAACUAACAUGGCUGACAUGCGUAACUAAAAUUGUAAAAUUCUUUUGGGUAAACCAUAAAUGUUUAAUGGUUGCUUGGCUUUUCAGUUUCUGUCGUGGACGGAUCUGCUACUGUUGUUCACUGAGACGAAAUUAGCAAGGUCUCACCCGAUCCAAAAUUUCUUCCCAGCAACACAAUAGCGAGUGCAAAGUUUACGGCAAGGCAGACACCCCUAUUCUGUAUUUCGAACGAAUCUUUAUUUCAUUCGACUUGUUUCGAACGAAAUGUUUUGCCCAUUCGCUGGCGGAAAUUUCGUUCGAAAUACCAAUUCGUUCGAAAUACAGAAUAGCGGUGAGAAUGUCGCUGUGUGCGUCUCUAUUCUUGACAGCGUAACACAGAAUGCCAAAAACUUUUGUUGCAAGUUUCAAUCACACACUUUGUGAAUUAAACGGCAAAUAAAACGAAUGAAGUUCGAAUGCUCCAAAAGGUUAUAUUUAUUUUAACGUUUAUGAUUGUUUUUCUAAGGCCUGGUAAUAUAUACAACUUUAUUUUAUGUAAAAUCUUAAAAACCAACUAAAUGAUGAAAUUAAACAAGCCUUUUGCAGCUAUGCUAACAGUUUUCAAGAAGUUGUCAUUUCAAACUAGAUUUUGCUUUUUUUGUUUGUUCAAAAAGUGCUUCUAAAUUUGUGAAGCUGAAGCUUACUAGUAAAAAAAUUGCCUAUAUGGUGAGAAUUCUGCCACCGAAUCAUUACAAACGGUACUCAUUUGAACGUUACCAUUUACAUACAGGAAACGAUACUGUUGUUUCUGAUUCAUCGUCGGAGGAUCAAUUUUCUAUAUAUGACAAGUUUUGUACUCUCGUAUAACGAAACAAUAAAACACAUGUACGCUAUAUCUAAUACACAAUCUAUUAAAGUAAAUCAAUAAUUUUGAUACUUCGAUUUCUCUAGUUAGUCUGAAACAAAAAUAAAAUUGCCAUAUUAACAUUUCAUUCAUCAAGCAGCAAAUAAAAUUUGUAAUAUUACCAUGUAAAAAUCAGCAAACGCAAGCAGCAACCAAUACAUAUUAAAUUUUGCAUUUGGAUAAGUAUCGUUCUCAUUAUGAAGUAAAAAGAAAAGUAAAUCAUAAACAAACCUCACACGAAAAUAUUAGAUUCAAUAUUAUUACGUAUUUUAAAAGACUUAAAACCUCCUACUAAGGCAAACCGUUUUUGUGACACUUAUCAUUAGAUUUUAAAUUGCAAUAUAAAUUCCGUAGCAAUACAAAAGACUUGCAGUUAAUAGACAUGAUUUAAACGGAGGAACCAAACGGCUCGUGUUUUAAAUUAGAUUUUUUCCAAGCCCUAAGCCCGCCACAAAUUACCACCUUGUCUUGCUCGUCCAGUUCCUUUUCACUUUUUUCUUCCAACCCUCACCUCUUUCUCUCUCUGAAUGACAUCAGUUUUAGCAAGUAAAACACUAUAUUUAUAGCGAAACAAAAUCAUAAAUUGAUAGAAACGAAACCAAACAGAUAUCCAUAUAAAAAAAACGAUUGCCAAGUUGAAAGACAUGUUUUUAAAACUUAUCAGAAGGUAAAGCUCUGUAGCUGAGAGUAGGUAAUAUUUAAUAGGAAACAAAAAAAAACUCAAAAUCGUGAGGAUUUUAAAUGCAGAAAAGAUAUAACUUAUUAAACGGUAUAGUCUCGUGUAUGUUUGUCAAACAAGCAAACGGUAGUAAAAGUAAGGAAAAUGUUCGAAUGCUCAAGCAAAAAAAAGUUGUCCUCACUACUAUCCCUGCACAACUGAAAGUCUCUAUCCAUGAUCCAUGGCCCGCGCACGGUUUUCUUUGCCUCCCAUCCGGUAGAUAGCAUUCCAAAAUUUGUUCCGAGCUUAGCUUAUCCUAUAUUCAAACAGAUCCUUAUGGUUUUAAAAUGUAAAAAAGUGUUUAUACUGCAUAUAGUACCUAGUUAACGGUUUGAGAAUGCUAUAUCAUCGCUAUGAAUAAAACCUGUAUUUUGCAAAGCAUUAAAAACAGUUACAAAAUUUAUUUAUUCAAACACCAAACAAAAUAUGCUCUCAAUCAACAGCAUCGAAAUUCUUUCAUGCGUGAAACAUGCAAAAUAUGAUAGACGAUAAACACAAAAAAACAAGUUGAAAAAUAUAAACAACCAAAUUUUCAUCUCUAAACAUCACACACACGCACGAAGUACGAUAUGCUUACUGAAGAAGAAAAACAAAAAGAAAAUAACAGCAGCAAAAUCAAUCCUAUUUAUUGAAUGUUUUGAUCGAGAAGAAAAAACCAAACUGUCGCUGAAUGUAAGGCUACAUGCAUAGUGGAAGUCUAAAAUGCCGACUUCCUGGAAGUUUCACAACCAUGUGCUCGUAGAACAACAACAACAACAACAACACAAUGAACCCAGAAGAAAUAAUGUUGAAAUCAAGCGGAAUAA